This is a messenger RNA of Propithecus coquereli (Coquerel's sifaka), 843 nucleotides long. It is a transcript of the gene TRPT1, whose product is annotated as tRNA phosphotransferase 1. Bases 6 to 767 code for a protein of 253 amino acids. The record is from RefSeq and is a predicted model, not a curated record. Lineage: Eukaryota; Metazoa; Chordata; Mammalia; Primates; Indriidae. Gene Ontology annotation, biological process: tRNA splicing, via endonucleolytic cleavage and ligation. Gene Ontology annotation, molecular function: tRNA 2'-phosphotransferase activity. The transcript is spliced from 7 exons.
UGGCCAUGAACUCCUCUGGAGAAAGGAGUCACGAAGCAGCAGGACCCAGGGGCAGAAGGGCUCACAGACCCCGAGAACAGGACCGAGAUGUGCAGCUGUCCAAGGCUCUGUCCUAUGCCCUGCGACAUGGGGCCUUGAAGCUGGGACUUCCUAUGGGGGCCGAUGGCUUCGUGCCCGUGGGUGCCCUCCUGCAGCUGCCCCAGUUCCGCAGCUUCUCAGCUGAAGAUGUGCAGCGCGUGGUGGACACCAAUGGGAAGCAGCGGUUUGCUCUGCAGCUGGGGGAUCCCAGUACAGGCCCUCUCAUCCGGGCCAAUCAGGGACACUCUCUGCAGGUACCUGAGUUGGAGCUGAUUCCCCUGGAGACACCACAGGCCCUACCUCUGAUGCUAGUCCAUGGUACAUUUUGGAAGCACUGGCCAUCCAUCCUGCUAAAGGGCCUGUCCUGCCGGGGAAGGAUGCACAUCCACCUGGCCCCAGGACUGCCUGGGGACCCUGGUGUCAUAAGUGGCAUACGGCCAAACUGUGAAAUAGCUGUGUUCAUCAACGGACCCCUGGCCCUGGAAGAUGGAAUACUCUUCUUCCGCUCUGCCAAUGGGGUGAUCCUGACUCCAGGGAAUGCUGAUGGCUUCCUGCUUCCCAAGUACUUCAAAGAGGCCCUGCAGCUCUGCCCUACCCGAAAGCCCCUCCCCUUGGCUGGUGAUAAAGAGACAGAGGGUCAGAGUGGCCCCAAGCAUAGCCCCAGAGGAAAGAGGAUGAUCCAACAAUAAAAUAUUAAUUUAUAAAAAAGAAAUUUUAAAAAGUAACAAGAAAGAAACUCGUGAAACCAUGAUUCAUCAUCCGGUA